UAAUGUCAUUGUAAAAUCAUUGUGAUUGCAUUUGUAACGGUUUCUCUCACUUCAUGUGUUGAUGACAGAUCAACAGAGGUCACAUGACCACAGAGGCCAAGCGUGCGGCGAAGAUGGAGAAGAAGAUGAAGAUUCUGCUGGGUGGCUAUCAGUCGCGGUCCAUGGGUCUGCUCAAACAGCUCAGUGAACUCUGGGAUCAGGUGGAACAGGCCAACAUGGAGCUCCACACCUUCCAGGAGCUGAAGAAACAGGAAGACCACGCCAUUCCACGCAGACAAGAGGCCCUGAGAGAGGACGUCCAGAGACAGCAGGACAGAGAAAAAGAGCUGCAGCAGAGAUUCGCUGACCUGCUGCUGGAGAAACAGACGCUCUCGCAGAAGUUUUGAACAAGACAUAUAUCCCAAACAUCUCUGCACCUCCUGUAGUGCUGUUUAUGUGCUCAUCCCGCUUCAGCAUGCUUUACUGUCUGGAUCCCCGUGUUUCUGCUGUAAUCAACUGCUUUCAGUUUCUUAAUGUUGACUUUGUGUUUCUGUUGCUGUUCACAAGAACCGCCGGGAUUUCAUUCACACAGAAUUUUGUUUUUAAUGUUUUUCAUAUUGACCUUGUAAGUGUAAAUAUCGUCUGUUUUGCGGUAUGGAUUUUCCCAUGUCAAGCCAUUUUUAGGUUUGUGCUGAAUAUGAGAUGCUCCUUUUCAGGUGUAAAUUGGAAUAAUGACUUGCAUUGAAAAUGUACAUCAUUUACAAAAUAAAAAGCAGCAGCAGUUAAUCUUAGCUUUGAAUGUCUGUUUUGUGAAUGAAUGAUUGGACACAAAAUAUAAAAAAU
This is a messenger RNA of Sinocyclocheilus anshuiensis, 822 nucleotides long. RefSeq names its product cell division cycle 5-like protein. Bases 84 to 386 code for a protein of 100 amino acids. The record is from RefSeq and is a predicted model, not a curated record. Gene Ontology annotation, cellular component: Prp19 complex; spliceosomal complex. The transcript is spliced from 2 exons. Gene Ontology annotation, biological process: regulation of transcription by RNA polymerase II; mRNA splicing, via spliceosome. Lineage: Eukaryota; Metazoa; Chordata; Actinopteri; Cypriniformes; Cyprinidae. Gene Ontology annotation, molecular function: DNA-binding transcription factor activity, RNA polymerase II-specific; RNA polymerase II transcription regulatory region sequence-specific DNA binding.